Molecule: messenger RNA, 1519 nt
Organism: Planococcus citri (citrus mealybug)
Lineage: Eukaryota; Metazoa; Arthropoda; Insecta; Hemiptera; Pseudococcidae
Product: poly(rC)-binding protein 3-like
Exons: 9
Coding region: 118-1284 (388 amino acids)
Biological process (GO): regulation of gene expression; regulation of RNA metabolic process
Cellular component (GO): cytoplasm; nucleus
Molecular function (GO): mRNA binding
Source: RefSeq, a predicted model, not a curated record
UAGAGAAUGAUAAGGGAAUGUAAACACAACGUAAAAUGUAGCUAGCAACUUUACUUCUUUACUUGGAAAAUUGAGUUUUUGAACGUUGAAUUUAAGUCUUUCAAAGAAUAAUUAAUAAUGGAUAACGACGUGAAUAUCACCGAAGAAGACGUAGUCAUUACUGUUAAAAUUUUAGUACAAGAUCACGAAAUACAUUCCAUCAUCGGCGAAAAUGAAUCUAUCUUGAAACAAAUCAGAGGAAGUUCCGGUGCCAGCAUAAGUAUAUCGGAUGGGUCAUGUCUGGAUCGUGUUGUAACAAUUACUGGUACUGUUGAAGAAAUGUACGAUGGAGGCAGAAUGGUUCUCGAACGACUUUCAGCGUAUAACGAAGAAACCGAUAAUGACUUCGAUCCGGAUAAUGUAGCUUUAAAACUAAUAGUACCAGCUUCCCAGUGCGGUUCACUGAUCGGUAAAGGGGGUAGUAAGAUCAAGGAAAUAAGAGACUGUAGCGGUGCAGCUAUGCAAGUUUCAGCUGAUAUGCUUCCUCAUUCUACUGAAAGAAUCGUCCAUAUAUCUGGACAUAUUGAAUCUAUAUUAGAUUGUAUUUACGAAAUUUGUUAUUCAUUAGUAACGUCACCGGUCAAAAGUAAUUCUGUACCUUAUAAACCUACAACCGAUAUGGUAGAAGGACCUAUUGUAUUUGCAGAUGGAAAAGCGUAUACUUUACAAGGCUCAACUGCUGUUCCUAUUGCCGACGUUAAUUUUCUUCUGAAAAAUGAACUUCUUCAACCAUUUCUUGGAAUUACCACUAGUUCCGAUGCUGCAGCUAUUGCGAGGAUGUUAAAAUCGCACGUAUUCAACAGUAAAUCCAACCCUCCAUCGGAUAGGAAACCAAAUUUCUAUAAACAAGAGUACAGAGUACCUGAUAGCUGCGCUGGCGGUAUGGUUGGAAAAAAUGGAAUCAAGAUUUCAGAAAUAAGACAAGUCACAGGAGCUUUAAUUCAUCUUCCAAAUUUAGAUGAAAAUUCUUCACAUGAAAUAAAAGAACGAAUGGUUACUUUAGAAGGUACUCGGGAAUCCAUAGCUUUGGCAAAAUUUUUGAUAAAUACGAGCAUCGAAUUACAAAAAACCAACUUCGACAAUCCUCAAAAUACCGAACAAUUUGAUAAUGUGGAAACGGAAUCGGCUACGUCUACGUUAGUUAGCAUUUUAUCAAGACCAGGAGCAUUGAGUGUGGUUUCUUCAUUCUUAGGAUAUCAAAAUAUUUCCGAAUUUAUUAAUAGUUUUGAAAAUUAUCGAUUUUGAUUCGUGAUCAUGAAUUUAGAAAAUAGAUUCGCUGAUUUUUUUAUUUUAUUUAUUUUUUGUACUUUGUAGGCAUUUUUUUCAAGUGUUUGACGAAUUGAAAAAAAUUUACUUGUUCUGAGAAAACGCUUAUUAUGUAUAGUAUUUAUUCGAAAAAAAAAUAAUGUACAUAAUGCGACAUUUAUCAUUUUGUAAUUAAUUAAUAAACGAGACUCAACUGUAAAUAGGGUCAAUUUUA